This is a messenger RNA of Ustilaginoidea virens, 402 nucleotides long. RefSeq lists its product as uncharacterized. The transcript has a single exon. The record is from RefSeq and is a predicted model, not a curated record. The coding region runs from base 1 to 402 and encodes 133 amino acids. NCBI's taxonomy places the organism in Eukaryota, Fungi, Ascomycota, Sordariomycetes, Hypocreales, Clavicipitaceae.
AUGGCCGGUGCAAUGGCCAGUCCUGCACCGAAUGAAGCUCAUCCAGUUAAACUGCUCGCGCUGGCCAGCGCUCAUAGACAGCAUGCUCCGUACGAGCCUACGGAUCAAUUUGAGACAAAAGAUGGAAAGAGCCAUUUACGCCUUGCUGCUGCUGCUCCGUCACCUUUGUCGACCCCACUUCACGUUGCCAUCCAGCACCUGCACCUGAGCACCCCACCACUUGCGCCUGUACUUUGCAACCAGCUUGAGCUGGACAGCACUGACCAGACCAGCUUGAGACAUGGAACCUGCCUGCCCAGGUUCUUUCGCUGGUACGAACGAACCAUCCACCCAUCCACCCAUCCAUCCACCCAUCCAUCCAUCCAUCAGGCAACCUUCCAGCCGGCAUCGCAUCAAUCUUAA